Molecule: messenger RNA, 951 nt
Organism: Anopheles marshallii
Lineage: Eukaryota; Metazoa; Arthropoda; Insecta; Diptera; Culicidae
Product: transcription initiation factor IIB
Exons: 4
Coding region: 1-951 (316 amino acids)
Biological process (GO): transcription initiation at RNA polymerase II promoter; transcription preinitiation complex assembly
Cellular component (GO): nucleus; transcription preinitiation complex
Molecular function (GO): TBP-class protein binding; RNA polymerase II general transcription initiation factor activity
Source: RefSeq, a predicted model, not a curated record
AUGGCAAGCACAUCAAGGGACGCCCAUUUGAACAAAGUUUGCUGCUAUUCGCAUCCGGAAGCACCGUUAAUAGAAGACUAUCGGGCCGGUGAUAUGAUAUGUUCCGAGUGUGGGUUAGUGGUUGGAGACCGGGUCAUCGAUGUCGGAUCAGAAUGGCGUACCUUCAGCAACGAAAAGGCCGGAGUCGAUCCGUCCCGUGUCGGUGGCCCAGAAAACCCACUGCUUAGUGGUGGUGAUCUAUCCACCAUGAUUGGUCCCGGAACUGGUCCUGCAUCGUUCGAUGCGUUCGGAACUGCCAAGUAUCAGAACCGUCGGACGAUGAGUAGCUCCGAUCGCGCCCUUAUCGCAGCGUUCAAAGAAAUUAGCACGAUGGCAGAUCGAAUCAAUCUACCGAAGACGAUCACCGACAGGGCGAACAAUCUGUUCAAGCAGGUGCAUGAUGGCAAAAAUCUAAAGGGCCGAUCGAAUGAUGCCAAAGCAUCCGCCUGCCUGUACAUUGCCUGCCGACAGGAAGGUGUGCCACGAACGUUCAAAGAGAUCUGCGCCGUCAGUAAGAUCAGUAAAAAGGAAAUCGGUCGCUGCUUCAAACUUACGCUCAAGGCACUCGCUACCUCCGUUGAUCUCAUUACCACAGCAGACUUUAUGUCACGCUUCUGCGCUAAUCUUGAUCUACCGAACGUGGUACAGCGUGCCGCAACGCAUAUAGCACGGAAAGCGGUCGAAAUGGACAUUGUCCCCGGUCGAUCACCGAUCUCGGUGGCGGCAGCCGCCAUCUACAUGGCAUCGCAAGCGUCGGACAACAAAAAAACACACAAAGAAAUUGGCGACAUUGCCGGUGUGGCUGAUGUCACGAUCCGCCAAUCGUAUCGAUUAAUGUAUCCGCACGCGGCCGAACUGUUCCCAGAGGACUUCAACUUCUUUACCCCGAUCGAUCAGCUACCGCCGGUGUAG